AUGGACACACAAGAGGCGAAGAAAAGACUGUUUGGGAAAUGGCUUUUAGUUUGCCGUUUUGCGUUGUUGGCUUGCUUCUUGGAUGCAGUCCGGGGACAGCUGCGCUACUCAAUCCCUGAGGAACUGGAACAUGGAGCGUUUGUGGGCAAUAUUGCAGAGGACCUGGGCUUGGAUUUGGACAAGCUCUCUGCGCGCAGGUUCCGGAUAGUCUCAGGUGCCAAGAAGCAAUAUGUGGAGGUCAAUUUGGAAAACGGAGUUGUAUUUGUCAAUGAAAGAAUUGACCGUGAAGAACUAUGCGAGCAGAGUUUGUCCUGUUCUUUUCACUUGCAAGUGGUCAUAGAAAACCCUCUAGAGCUGUACAGGGUGGAGAUGGAGAUUCUGGACGUGAACGACAACUCUCCUAGUUUCCCGUGGACCGAGUUUAAUCUGGACAUAUCGGAGUCCGCUGCGCCAGGAUCCCGUUUCCCACUUGAGAGCGCGCAGGAUUUAGACGUCGGAUCCAACUCACUCCGCACCUAUUUGUUAAGUGUAAAUGAGCAUUUCCUUUUGGAUAUACAAACGCGCAGUGAUGGCAGCAAAUUUGCAGAGCUGGUCCUACAAAACCAACUGGACAGAGAGCAGCAGAGUACGCACCAAAUGGUCCUAACGGCGGUGGAUGGAGGCGCUCCGGAGAGAUCCGGGACUGCGCAAAUUGAUAUCACCGUUUUGGAUGCAAAUGAUAACGCGCCCGUGUUUGAUCAGUCGUUUUACAGAGUGAGGCUUGCUGAAAACGCACCUAAAGGAACAGUUGUCAUAAAACUCAAUGCGUCCGAUUUAGACGAGGGUCCCAAUGCUGACAUCACCUACUCCUUCAGUGGCCACGCUCCCAUCAAAGUGCGCCAGCUCUUCAGCGUAGACUCGCGCACAGGGGAAAUCAAAGUCAAAGGAGUGAUAGACUAUGAAAAAGCCAGGAUGCAUGAAAUUUAUGUUCAGGCUAAAGACAAGGGCCCCUCCGCUGUGGCAGUUCACUGUAAAGUGCUGGUGAACGUUUUGGAUACGAACGACAACCUCCCAGAGGUGAUCCUGACAUCAGUGUCUACACCUGUGCAGGAGGACGCGCCCCCGGGAACGGUGAUAGCCGUCAUCAGCGUAAUGGACGAAGACUCGGGUGAAAACGGGAAUGUGGACUGCGAGAUCCCCCAUCACGUCCCAUUCCAGCUCCACUCAUCCUUUAAGAACUACUAUACAUUAGUUACUUGUGAUGUUUUGGACAGAGAGGCAGUCGCAGAGUACAACAUCACCCUUACCGCCCGAGACAUGGGCUCCCCACCUUUAUUCACUAGGAAAACUAUUUUGGUCCAAGUGUCUGAUGUGAAUGAUAACGCGCCUCACUUCAAACAGCCUUCCUAUACUGUGUAUUUGACUGAGAAUAAUGCGCCGGGAGCAUCUAUGUGCUCGGUGACCGCACUGGAUCCAGAUUCUGGUCAAAAUGCAUAUCUCUCCUAUUCCUUACUGGACGGUGACGUACAGGGAAUGCCCGUGUCCACAUACGUCUCCAUAAACUCGGACAACGGGAACAUUUACGCGCUGCGAUCCUUUGACCACGAACAACUUAAAAACUUUCAGAUCACAGUGCGAGCUCAAGACGCCGGUUUCCCGCCUCUGAACAACAACGUUUCAGUGAACAUAUUCAUUUUGGACCAGAACGACAAUGCGCCUGUAAUUGUGUCACCUGUGCCGCAAAACGGCACAGCACCCAACGAACCAGUGCCCAGAUCGGUGGACGCCGGCUACCUUGUCACCAGAGUCAGCGCGGUUGACGCGGACGCAGGUCAAAACUCGCGACUUUUUUAUCAGAUGCUCCAAGCGACAGACCCGAGCUUGUUCAGCAUUGCUCUGUACACAGGCGAAAUCAGAACAAUACGCCACUUGGUGGAGAAAGACCCCACGAGGCACCGAUUGGUCAUUCUCGUGAAGGACAAUGGUCAGCCACCCCUCUCGGCCACUGUUUCCAUCAUUCUGUCAGUGGUUGACAGCCUGCCAGAUUCGCCGCCCGAUUUGGGUGACAUGUCACUAAGCCCGCAUCACAGCUCCAACUUCACCCUGUACUUAAUCGUGUCUCUGGGCGCAGUCUCCUUCACAUUUCUUGUGGCUAUUAUUGUCAUGGUUGCGGUGCGGAGACUGAAGGGCAGAGCGUCCAGCGGAGAGUCCAACCUCCCCACCACUCUCGGCUGUUGUUGCUGCUGCUCCAGCUCUGAAGCCUCAGACAGCUCAGAGGUGUUCAAAAAGUCCAACUUAAACGUGUGUAUGUCCACAGGCGCGUCCGGCUGCGCAGAGGCAACAAACGGCAACGGCGCACUUCCUCAGGUCUAUUGCUACAAAAUGUGUCUGACACCGGAAUCGUCCAAAAGUGACUUUAUGUUCCUCAAGCCGUGCAGUCCCGUGAUGUCAGUUCAGCAGAAUAACGCCAAGAGCACAGAUUACCUCACUUCAGGCUGGAGCGCGCUGGACCGCAACGACCUGGCCAACAACAGAGCAGCAACCCCAAACGAGCUUAAGUAUUCAAACAAGGACUGGACCUGGACCAAGAACCAACGCAACUUAGCAUACAAGAGGUAUAGCUCAGCCAAUAUGGAGGGCACUCUUACUCGGGAAGAAAAAUAUGAAGCCAAUGGGUUUUCCUGCUCUGUGGCACCACAGUACUGGACUUGGGGAAACCAUAUGAAUGACUGCAAGAUUUCUUUUCAAGAGGGAGCAGUUCCGCACUACUCAUGGACCCCCAAGUACACUCAGCCUCAUUCUAAAGCACCAGACUACCAGCAUAAUGUGUACAUACCUGGCACCACGUCUGACUACAGCACUCUGAAGCUGGCACCCAGAGGAGAACUGGAUGUGUACAACACUUUCUCUACGUUUGGGAAAAAAAAGAGAUUCACGUCAAACUAUGAACAAGCUUUUGACAACAAUGAUGGUCUCAUCGUAAGUAAUGACAUGUUCAAAUGAUACAUAAACUACACUGUAUAUUCUGUUUAUAAUAGAAGCCAUUAACUAGUUCCAUUCAAAUUCUAAUUUGCUUCUUGGAGGCUGACAGA
Messenger RNA from Etheostoma cragini (Arkansas darter), 3071 nucleotides. Its product is annotated as protocadherin-10-like. The transcript has 4 exons. Lineage: Eukaryota; Metazoa; Chordata; Actinopteri; Perciformes; Percidae. The record is from RefSeq and is a predicted model, not a curated record. Gene Ontology annotation, cellular component: plasma membrane. The coding region runs from base 1 to 2982 and encodes 993 amino acids. Gene Ontology annotation, molecular function: calcium ion binding. Gene Ontology annotation, biological process: homophilic cell-cell adhesion.